Racocetra fulgida is the source of this 646-nucleotide messenger RNA. Lineage: Eukaryota; Fungi; Glomeromycota; Glomeromycetes; Diversisporales; Gigasporaceae. The record is from the annotation of a GenBank genome assembly.
AUGAGGUUACCAUCAUUAGCGGUGACCGUUUCGCUAUUAUUAGCGGUGGUCACCUUCACCUCAGCAACAGAUACCGACUAUAACCCUCCUGAGGAGGAAAAUAAUCCUCCACACGGUCCUCCACAAGCCGUAGACUCUCAAUCCGCCAAAGGCAAAGGUAAAAAUUACAAUUUACCAAAUAAUAGCCACGGCAACUCUAAAGGUAAAGGAUUAAACCAUCUUAACGAUGUCCAUACUACCCAACACAUCAAUAAUGUAAGACUCGCCACCGCAAACCCAAUUGGCAAACAUACAACUGCCAAGGUUAUACCAAAUAUCCACCUUACAACUGGUAAAGCUAAAGGUGGAGCCAAAACAACUGCCAAAAUUAUACCAAAUAUCCACCUUACAACUGGUAAAGCUAAAGGUGGAGCCAAGACAACUGGAAAAGGCGUAGCCAAGACAACUGGUAAAGGUGGAGCCAAGACAACUGGUAAAGGCGUAGCCAAGACAACUGGUAAAGGCGUAGCCAAGACAACUGGUAAAGGUCAAGCCAAGACAACUGGUAAAGGUCAAGCCAAGACAACUGGUAAAGGUCAAGCCAAGACAACUGGUAAAGGCGUAGCCAAGACAACUGGUAAAGGCGUAGCCAAGACAACUGGUAAAG